Messenger RNA from Protopolystoma xenopodis, 588 nucleotides. Lineage: Eukaryota; Metazoa; Platyhelminthes; Monogenea; Polystomatidea; Polystomatidae. The record is from the annotation of a GenBank genome assembly.
AUGGUGCCCUGCUCUGACGAUUUCCAUCACAGAACGGAUGAAAGCUCAACAAGGAUUCAUCGGGGUCGCAAGACGGCGCGCCGAGGACCUAUUCGCAUAAAUCAACAUUCACAGCUCCAAGACAAUCCCUCUACAGCUCCCGGCAGUGGUUCCCAAACUUUUCCUAUGAUGUUAUCCCGUGGUCAAGCAUGUCAUCAGUCGCCUCGCCUUGAGACAGAUACGAAAAAUACACACAAACACAUAUGUGCGCACACUGGUGGUCAUUUUGAAUGCUACAAUCUUCAGGACAUUUACUUUUCUAUUCUGAUAGGCUUGUCUCGACUACGCGACCUCGUGCUCAGUCAGGAGGCCCAGUUGGCCGAGGCAGUUCGUAGCGCCGCUGCCAGAGUGCCACGGGAAACGGCCCAUGAUCUCCUCUUGGCCACACAAACUGCCGAGCUUCAAAUUGGGGAAAUGACGCGCCGAUUAGCCGCCAAUGAGGCUGCCGGAAAAACAAGUACAGAAAGGUGGAAACAGGCACUUCUCAGGCAGUUUGAAGUAAACCUUGACAUGCCUUCACAUCGUCUAAUCUUUGCCUAUUCCGCUUGA